GGCCCUCCCACUUCCAAUUGCGACAUGUCCGACCGCCCAUAAACGCAGCACAGUGCAGGGUUCACUCGCGUUUAUCCGUCAAGGGAACCGAGCCUAAUCGAGCCAUCAUCAUCACCAUCAUCGUACCUAUCAGCCUGCAGCUCGGCUUUAAGGAGGCUUCUGAUUACACUUUUAGCAGACAACAUGACUCGUAGCGGUUCCUCCACCCCUCUUGCCCCUCCCCCAGCGCCACCAUGCCCAUCCUCAAGAACCUGCCGGUGCGCCUGAAGGGCGGCGGUCCGACCCUCGACAACGCCCUGUUCAUACGCAGGAUGAGCCUCAACAUCAACCCCCACCACCACAACCCCUUCGACCACGACGACGACCACGACGGCGGCGGCCAUGGCAACCACUGGUCGCCAGGCGGCUCCUUCCUGGACGGCAAUGUUCCCGGGGACCGCAACCCGUUUGAGGACGAGGAGGACGAGAACGAGGCCAACGAGGGCAAGAAGGGCAAAGGCGGCUCGAGGAAGGGCUCCUUCAAAAUCAAGUCCCCCCUGAAGAGUUUGGGCAAGCUGGGGAAGAACCUGAGGAUGUCGGCGCGCAGCAAAGACAGUGCCGCAUCCUCGCCGCAGGGGUCACUGCAGGGGACGCCGUCGCCUGCGGAGAAGAAGAAGCGAGGCAGGAGGAGCUCCGAAGGAAGUCUGCUCAGGUUUGCAGGGAAAUACCGUGACACCCUCAGCUUCCGGACCAACGGUGAGCUCAACUGUGCGGAGAGCGAGUGCGACUCCACCAGCCGCCGCGUGUCCUUCAUGAAGAUGGUGGGCUUGGGGAAAACGAAGAGGGAGUCCGGUGCCGACCACUCAUCACAGAACCCCGAGGAGCCGCCGGCGCACAAGGAGCCGGAAGAGGAGGUCAAGCCCAGGGAGCCGCUGUCAGUCCUAGAGAUCCUGCAGCUGGUCAAGAAGCGGGACCUCCUGCUGGCCGACACUCACAUCCUGGAGCUGGAGCAGGAGUGUAACGAGUCGGAUGGCGGGAUGCAGCCAGAGGACGUGGGCAGCCCGAGCGUCAAAGAUGGCGGCCGCAGGAAGGCGAAGGACGUGGAGCUCCUGUACGAAGAGCUGCAGAAAGAGCUGUGGGCCGUGGUGAGGGAAUCGCUGCGGUCGCCCACCGCCGGUCCCAACCUGGGUCUGGUGGUUCAGGUCCUGCAGCAGGAAGAGCAGGCUGAUCUGGCCCGAGCCUGCAGCGAGUCGGCGGUGGGGGUGCCGGCUGGGUCCAGGCCGCGGCAGCUGAAACGUCGCUGGAAGGCGGCGGUGGAGGAAGCCGCCGACAGUUCGCUGCCUCAGAAGGCAGAGUUUACGGCCGGGGAGCUGGGGGGGUACCUGGACCGCAUCCGAGCCCGCGUGGUGGAGGACCUGGGUGCCGCUAAGAGGAAUGUAGUGUCCAUUUAUCCCGAGGAGUACCACGCCCUGCAGGUGUACAUGCAGAGCUACCACCAGGCGGUUGCUAGGCGACUACAGGCCAUCACUGACCAACAGCUGGAAAUCACUGAUAUUUACUCUCUGCUCGACUGGCUGCAUAACAUCUACAACAGGGAUGUUUUGGCAAAGUUGUGUGUUACGGAUCCUUUAAGCGGCUCUCAGGUCAAACCUCUGCUGCCUUCAGAGACCCUGGAAAGACUGGAACAGGACUGUCUCAACUCUGUCAGGGCUAAGGUGACCACAGAGCUGAGUCAGGUGCUGGACGACGAGGAGAAGAGGUGGUUUGAGACACUGCACGUUGAGGAGUAUCACAUCACUCUGGCCAAGACCAUCAUACAGAGGCUGCAGGUUGAUCUGGAACGUUCCGCCUCCAUCAACAGGAGUUUGGGUUCCAGAGUGGCUCAGUGCAGCCUCAACGGCCUGGCGGACUUCCUUUACAGCUUCCAGCGUAAAGUGGAGCUCUUCCAUGAAGGUAUGCAGAGUGGAAUGUUUGGAGAUCAUGAGGACGGAUACGUGUCCAGAACCGUCGCGCUGGUCAACUGCUGCCCCCCCUUCAGAGGUUUUGUGCAGCGGUGCGCUCAAUGCGAGCCGGCGGCCAGCGAGGACUCUCUGAGGCGGGCCAACAAAGCUCUAGACCACAUCGUCCAACAGGGGGUCCGAGUCCUGUCUGAACGCCUGUUCCUGCACAUCAGGCCUUUCUUUGAGCGUCUGGUGAAGAGGAAGUGGCUGAGCAACACGGAGCCAUACGAGCAGAUUGAAGCUGUGAUUAAAGAACAUUUCAAGAAAUAUCACAGGAUGGACAAUCCACCAUACCAGCUCCUGGUGGCGGAGGUCCAUCGUCGCGUGGUGAUGGAAUAUCUUCGCUCGGUUAUGCGAGGACGGAUCAUCUGCACGUCGCUAAAGAUGAGGAAGAGGAUGGCCGGCCGCCUCCGAGACGAAGGCGGAGACAUAAAAGUCCUCUUCAAGGACCUGGAGUCUCCAUCGAGCUGGCUGGAUGGCGCUCUGUCGCACAUCUCAGAGGUCAUCCAGCUGGAGGACGUGCCGUCCAUCCAGAUGGAGGUGGGAGUUCUGGUGCAAGAGUUUCCCGACGUCAGGAAGAAGCAUGUGUCGGCCAUUUUGAAUAUCCGGGGCAUGACCCGGCAGCGGGAGCGCCAGGAGAUCCUCAACAUCGUCAAGGACAUCGAGAGCGGCGAUGGCGGCGGCACGGCCCGGCUGUCCAGGGACCGCGCCCUCUUCUCCGAGGUUCCGGUCACUUCCGAGGUCCACUGCCUGAACGUGGGCCUGAGUCGCAUUGCCCUCACCGCCUCUUCAUGCUUCGCCACGCUGCGGCCGCGCAGACGCAAAGCCCGCACGUCAGUCCACGAGAACCCGGAUGAUGUUCUCUAAAGAGUCUGGAUCAGUUUGGGACCAGCGGGACUCGACUGAGUAUUCUUAGCUUGCUACUAUUCAUGUAAACAUGACAAGACUGAAAAACUCCCAAAAUGAUUUAGAGAUGGCCUCAUGUCAGUGACCUUCUGUUCCAUGGGUGGGGGACAUGCAUCCCAUGGGCCAUAUGGGGCGUGAGCGCCUUUUGGUUGGACCCACCAUGCAAUUCUACUAAAUACUAAACAUUACUUUGAUCAAAUGUUUUCAUAAAUUUAGUAUAGCCCUCAGAGGGCUUCAUCAAAGUUUCCCCACCCAUGUUCUACAGGCUCUGGAUGACUUUAACGGCGCCAUAACUGACAGCUUCUCACUCUAUCUAGGCUAACCAUAUACUGCGCCUAAUGGAUCCAGUUCUAAAGGAUUGUCCAAUUGGUGGUGAAGAUGUUUUGUCAUGUGACCUGCAGUUCCGAUGGUGGCCACUAGACUGAAGCCUCCGAAUGCCCUCCACGUUAGUGGACACUGUCUGCAGACAUGACCUAAGGACGGCAUUCAUGUUUGCGUCCUUCAGUUUGGACAUUUUUCACUGCAGGGACUGUGGAAGCACUUUAAGCCAGGAUCCAAACGGGAAUGUGGGAAUGUGGUGCUGAGACCGGACUGAAGACCACCGGGAUGCUUCUUUAUUAUGAUAUGUUGCACAUGAAGAAAGAAAAAGUAGAACUAUAAAUCACGGUACUAGACGACCAUGUGACCAGUCUGAUUGUAUUUAAAACAACAAUGAUGGUGUUGGUGUUCAAAUAGAUUGAUCGUGUUUUGGUGGUAACUAAUUCUAAAGUUGGACAUAUUGAUCAGGGUUUGAAUGCGGAAGAAAAUUAUCACUCAUUGACUCACUAUGACACAAAUAAAUACUUUUAAUGUGCAAUCAGCCACACUCCGAUUUCUUUUUAAGCAUUUACAAACUAGCAUUUAAAGAUUCAUCAACAGGAAACACAUUCUGACUCUUGUUGGCUGAAUUAUUUGAACAUUCUUUUAAAAAAAUAUUGUUUUUGUUUUAUUUCUCCCCACCAUUAGGCACUUUCCAGAAUAAAAUCAAGAUGAAAGUUGACUCACAUCCGAACUGAUUUGUAAUUAACGACAAUAAAACAAACUGUGUCUAU
Molecule: messenger RNA, 3976 nt
Organism: Dunckerocampus dactyliophorus (ringed pipefish)
Lineage: Eukaryota; Metazoa; Chordata; Actinopteri; Syngnathiformes; Syngnathidae
Gene: exoc3l2b
Product: exocyst complex component 3-like 2b
Exons: 15
Coding region: 234-2846 (870 amino acids)
Biological process (GO): exocytosis; exocyst localization
Cellular component (GO): exocyst
Molecular function (GO): SNARE binding
Source: RefSeq, a predicted model, not a curated record